AUGGCAGACAAAGGCAAAAAGGGCAAACCGAAGCCAGCACCAAAACCAGCAGCGCCAACAAUCGCUGAGGACGAAUCCCAAGAGGAAGAGAAGCCGCCAAAGCCAAAGCCAAAGCCGGUGCAGCCCAAGGAUGAAGUGGGCACGAGGAAGGGAUGUCCCCGCUACAGGUGGGAAUUAAAGGACAGCAAUAAAGAGUUCUGGGUUAUGGGGCACGCCGAGGUCAAGAUCCUGAGCUUGGGCUGCCUAGCAAUUGCUCUGAUCUUGUUCAUGCGGACUGCCGCGCACCCCAUCCUGACACUCAUCAUCACCAUGGAGAUGUCCAUCUUCAGCUUCUUCUUCAUUAUGCAUACCUUCGCCGUCCAGAGAUACAUGCCCUUCAUCCUAUGGCCCAUUUCUGACCUUCUCAAUGACGUGUUCUCCACCUUGUUCCUGGUGGGGGCUGUGGUCUUCGCUGUGAGAAUUCGACAAACCAUGCCGAUAAACUACUUUAUUGCUGUGAUCCUUAUUGGUAUGGCUGGAGUUUUUGCUCUCAUCGAUGUAUGUCUUGAAAGAAAACACUUCAGAGGCAAGAGGAUCAAAAAGAAUGUGCUGAUUCCUCCUGCAAAAAAGCAGAUAACAAAGGAAGCAGAGACUGUAAAGCCAAAGGAAGAGGAAAAACAACCACCAGCAAAGCCAAAGGAAGCAGAAAAACCACCAGCAGCAGAAAAACCAUCAGUUAGUAUUAGUCCUUAUUUGAAGUGCCCUCGGCAGGAGGGCAACGGGGUCGUGUCAUCUCCUCAGGGCUUGGGGCCUCCGAGAACUGAGAACCAGAGUCAGGCUGGCGUAUGGGCCGAGCAGGAUGGUACAGGAGGGACCGAGGGAGCGGCUGCUGCAGAGACGGCCAGUCAGCCCCAUAGGACCUGCAGCAUCUCUCUCCAGUGA
Molecule: messenger RNA, 921 nt
Organism: Rhinolophus ferrumequinum (greater horseshoe bat)
Lineage: Eukaryota; Metazoa; Chordata; Mammalia; Chiroptera; Rhinolophidae
Gene: CMTM2
Product: CKLF like MARVEL transmembrane domain containing 2
Exons: 5
Coding region: 1-921 (306 amino acids)
Cellular component (GO): membrane
Source: RefSeq, a predicted model, not a curated record